UUGUGGUGGAAGGGCACUUGGGGUACCUGGCCCAACAAGUAAACCUGACCCGGGCCAUCCUGGUUCUCCGAGCGCUGCCACUCCCUAGGCUUUCACUGGCCUUAAGGGGGAAGUUUGUCCUUGCACUGCUUCCGGGACAGUGGAGGCGACGAAGUAAUAAACCCGUGGACCCAGAUUUCUCAGGUCUUAACACGUUCCCUGAGGCCUAAAGGUGCCCAGGGCCGAGCCCAAAGUGCUUGGGUCAGGGCUCGGCGGAGCGCCGAGGUGAGUCUGAACUCCCAGCCGGCACGCGUCGCCCGCCGGACCAAACACGGGAGGGGGCGGGGCCCUAGAGUCGCGGCGUGGUUUCCCGGGUGAUGGCCACGCGGAAGAGGUGGGGCUAGGGCCCUGGUUCCCACUGCCUGGUUUCUGGGCCCCCGGCAUCCGAGUCGGCCAAAAGCCGGGCAGAAGAGAGCGCCAAGGACUGGCAGUUCCGGAACGGGUCCGAGCCGGGGACGGCGGCGUCGGUGGGUCAUGCUACGGCACUCCCCCUCGCUGUGGGAGCUGGUGGAGGAGCACGUUCCGCUCCGGGAGCGACCCGAAGUGAAGAGGAUUCUGGGGGAGGCGGCGGUGGACCUGAGCCUGGAGCUGCGGGCGGAGGUGGCGAUGUUACGGGCACUGCUCCAAGAGGCUCGAUCCUCUCAAGCCCCCAGCUCCCGCCCCAUCUCUGACCCCUCUUCUCUUCUGGCACCACCGCCUCUCCUAAAGGACCUCUUGCGCCAGGAGCUCCGGCAGUUGCUCCAGGGUCUCCGCCACAAAGCCAUCUGUGAGGGCAGGUGGGAGCCUCAGGCCUGGGCCCUUUCCCUAGAUACCAGGUGGGCUAGCCCUGCCCCUAACAAGGAGCCAGGGUUGCCUUUUCUGUGGUUUCCAGAAAGGAGCCUCUCAGCUUCCUUCCUGUGCACCUUCUGCAGGGACCAGGUCCAAGCUUGGGUCCAGUAUAGCCCCAGGGUCCUGCACUUUGCCUUGGAGGAGCCCAGGUGUGAUUUGCCAGAACAGGAGAUAUUCCAGAUGAGAGGUGGUGGGCCCAGCAGCGGUCACAGAGAUCUCAGCAUCAUCAAGGACCAACUGAAUGUGUCCAACAUUGACCAGGUGGCCAGACACCUGAGGGGCCUUCUGGAGGAGGAGUGUCACACCUUGGAGAGGGAGAUCCUCAUCCUGCAGCGCUGCCUGGAAGAGGAGUAUAUGAGGCCUUGCCACCCCUCUGAGGCAGCCCUGGAGCCCACCCUGGCAGAGCUAAAGGAACAGAAGAAGGCCAUGGAGCAGGAGCUGCAGGCAUCUGUGGGGCCUUCUUGUGUCUCUCCCAACCACAGGCAGCGGCCCUUGGGGUCCUCCACACAGGGCCUCAGACCCCCGCUUCCCCUCUGCGGGGUUGCACCUCUCCAGUGCUGCCUGCCUGCACCUCCUCUGGAGCCCUGCCUUCGACCUCGAGGCCAGUCGGCUACCCACCGCUGGGGACGGCAGCUUCAGUGCAGCCCCAGGGAAGGGCCAGCUUCCACACCCAUGUCCAGUGCAGCACCCCAAGCCCUAGCCUGAAGGGCUGGUCACCGAGUAGGCUCUGGCUUCUGCCACAGCACACCUGUCUGCCGCUGCCGCCUCAGCUGCUUUGGCCCAGCCAGCUUCAGAUCUGGUCUUGGCGAGCUCUCGCCAGGACCCCAAGGCUGUUGGUCUGUCUGGCCCUUGCCCCACCCCCUUGCCAGAUCCCUGGUGUCUGGAGCUGAGUGGCCGGGCAUUGGUCCCAAUCAUCAAAGCCUUUGGCCUUUCUCCUCCCAGGCCUCCACAAAGGCCUGGCAGACAGAGGUCUCAUUCCAGCCUGACUCUUGUCCCCUGGGGGACCCAGACAAAGCACAGCAGCCGCUCAGAGACAGGAAUAGAAAUUUCAUUAAAAUCUAUGGACUUUAAAA
Messenger RNA from Gorilla gorilla gorilla (western lowland gorilla), 1940 nucleotides. RefSeq names its product coiled-coil domain containing 24 (gene CCDC24). Bases 514 to 1572 code for a protein of 352 amino acids. The transcript has 8 exons. The record is from RefSeq and is a predicted model, not a curated record. NCBI's taxonomy places the organism in Eukaryota, Metazoa, Chordata, Mammalia, Primates, Hominidae.